UAUUAAAAUUGGGUCAUCUAUCAUCUGGUGUCUUCGAACGAAAUGUCUUUGGAAGUAACCAGUGACUUUUGAUUUGUAAGAUUUUGACGCCUUUUUCUUGCUGCUCUAGCUAGCUACCUCCAUCCCAUCCAAUAACUUCUCCUGUCUAUCAUUACCAUUGGUACCAACAAGACCAUGCCCAAGCUCCAAGCAUCUUCCAAACGGGCCUCGAUCCAUACCGCUACAGCGGGUUCCAGUCCAACAGACCAACGUCGACUCCAACACCAGCGACGAGAACGGCUAUGUGUGGCAACUGGAAUUCUGUGGUUUGUGGCAGGAAUCUCCGUUGGUUCUUUUAUCACGGGUACUCUCUCCAUUACGAAUAUUAACACGACACGGUUUCCCAUUCAUCCUACCAAGACCUCUUCAAGCUCACUACUGAGUACUCCUACUAGUCGACGACGACCUCAGUAUUAUGAACUGGAAGCCACCAUUGACCCUUUCAGCAAGAGUCUGACCAAGGGCCAUCACUACCAACGGACUGCCUAUGAUCAAGCCACCAUUGUCCACAAGGCUCCUUGGUUGCCUUCUCCCAACAAUCCCAACACGGGACACAAACUCUGUCGUGACACGUGCUGUGUCGAAACCGUGGCAAUAUCCCUCCAUCAAGAUGCACGGCAACUCAUUCAUUCCACCGAUGGAAACGACCUGGCCGAUACCAUGAUUGUUCAUGGCGCGCUGGGAGGAGACAAAAUGUCCAACCUAAAAUUUCAUGCAUCCUAUCUACACCCCCAAAUACUCCCCUGUUUGGUGCCCCAUACAAUCAUCCAAGUCGACAAUCAUCUCAAACCCAUGGCCUACUUUUGGAGGAAAAUACGACCACACAUUAAAGUCCCCUACAUUCUCAUUAGUGCCGGCAGCGAUGCCGAUUCACCUCAAAUCAAACCACAAUUCAUUCAAGAUCCACUCCUCCUCAAAUGGUACGGCACCAAUCCCAACACACAAGCCUAUCGUAAAAAUCCAGCAUUUAUGCGCGGUGUCCAGGAACAACACAAAUUUGUCCCCAUGAAUUUGGGAUUGUCCCGUCAGAAUUUUCCCAAACAAGAACAACAUUUGUUGCCCUAUCUGCAACUGACAAACUUUACCAAUCCAUUUUUAUUUGCCAGUAAUAAAGAGCGAUGGGAUUUUGCCGCACAUCCCUUGCAAGAUUUUGACCAAGAAGUCUUUGUCCAGUUUGGCAUGACAUCGGUGCAUCGGCGAACGUUGUGGGCAUUGCUGUGUCCUCCCAAAAAUAAUGAUGAACAACAUACGGGAGGUGCGUCCUGCAAUCCCGACACGGGCAAGUUGACGGUGCACAACAUUUACACAGACUUGUCGCAGUAUCGCUUUGGAGUCAGUCCUCCGGGGGUGGGAUGGGAUUGUUUCCGGACCUACGAAAUGCUCUUGUUGGGAGUCAUUCCCAUUUUGGAAGAUCGGGGUCCCAUUAGUCGACAACUCUUUGCCGGAUUGCCCGUCGUUUUUAUACCCAAUAUGGUACAACAACUCAAUGCAGGGACACUGACUAAAGAGGUCUUUCUAGAUGCCAUUCGGAAUUACAUUCAAAGUGACGAAUUUCAAAAAGGAGACUUUACCGGGUGGGAUCGGCUCUUUUUGCACCGCACGCGACGACAACUCUUGGAAGAUGCUGGCAGAACCAAGGAGAUUCUGGUGGAUGCCCACGGGCAGGAAUAUUACCAAGCUUACAAGUACACGGUAAUAAUGGAUGACAAUGGUAUACCGGUUCCUCCCAAACCACUUCUCUGCAGUGAUCCCAACAAUUGUUUGUCACCAAAAGAGCUCCAGGAAAUGCCCGACUAUCUUUUGGCCAAGGAAGACUGGUACGAAAAGCCACCGCCGCCGCUCGAGGGAGACGACAAAGCGUUUGUGGCGCAGUGGAAGCAACAACGGCGGAUACAGAGACCUCUCAAAACGGUGCCACCAAUGGUUGUGUAAUUAUACACUAGUAGCCGGGCGGGGGGGUCGUGAUGCAACGGGCGACGAACGUUCCAUUGCGGCAUCGUCGGUACGUGCGGGGGUUCGAUUCGAUUCGAUUCGAUUCGAUUCGACAUAACAUGCUGUAGAGUAGCUGUAAAGUUUGGGCUUUGAACUUGUAGAGAAUGAAUCCGUUUUGGGCCAUGCCAAU
Messenger RNA from Seminavis robusta, 2161 nucleotides. NCBI's taxonomy places the organism in Eukaryota, Bacillariophyta, Bacillariophyceae, Naviculales, Naviculaceae. The record is from the annotation of a GenBank genome assembly.